Molecule: messenger RNA, 570 nt
Organism: Prorocentrum cordatum
Lineage: Eukaryota; Dinophyceae; Prorocentrales; Prorocentraceae
Source: the annotation of a GenBank genome assembly
AUGUUCUGCAUGCCUUGGUUCCUGACGCUCUUCGCGAGCAAGUCCCCGCUCAAGGUGACGUUGCAGCUGUGGGACCGCCACCUGGAGCGAGCUGAUCCCCCCUUUUUCAUCUUCCUCGCGGUGGGCCUGCUGGUCCACGUGGAGAAGGCCGUGCUGGCGUCGGAGGCCAGCGUCCUGCCGGAGGUGCUCACGUCGCUGGGCCUGAGCAGCCGAGAGGACCUGGAGACGGUCUGGGGCCUGGCCGAGGGCUUGCACAGCAGGACGCCCGCCAGCUUCGCCUCGCGCCUGCGGCGGCACGCGCUGCGGCCCCCGCGAGGCGGGGCGGCCGCCCGCGGGCCCCCGGCCGAGCCAAAGGCGGCCCCCGGGGCGGCCCGCGCGGGCGGCGGCCAGGAGGACCCCGACGACCACGAGGGGGCCGCCAACCGGCUCGAGAGGUUGGAGCGGGAGCGCUGCUUCUUCGUCCUGCCGGAGGAGGUCGUCGGCCACUGCUACCCGCCGAGUGCCAGCGAGGCCCGGCGCUCCUGGCAGCCCUCGCCGGCCUGCCCCUGGCGGAUGGUCGCACUGACCUGA